Molecule: messenger RNA, 947 nt
Organism: Punica granatum (pomegranate)
Lineage: Eukaryota; Viridiplantae; Streptophyta; Magnoliopsida; Myrtales; Lythraceae
Source: RefSeq, a predicted model, not a curated record
AGCUCGAAACCACCAUCGACCGGCAAAGCCAUCAACCAGUUCUCCCCGGCGCUGAGUUAACUCGCCCGACUGGGACGGAGACAGAGCCCGUCCCGGUCCUUCACUCGGUCUCCGCUCUUGUCCGUCUUGCUCUCCUUCUCGAAAGUCCCGUUGUUUUCUCGUUUCCGACUGCUGAACGCCAUGAUUCGGUUCCGCAUACCUCUGCUUCUGAUCCUCGGCACUCUGUUCCGCGUGUCGGAAUCGCUCCGUUUCGAGCUGAAAUCAGGCGGCACGAGGUGUAUUUCAGAAGACAUCGGGAUCAAUUCUAUGACUGUGGGCAAGUACCACAUCAUCAACCCGAACGAAGGCCAUCCCAUGCCCGAAUCCCACAAAGUCACCGUCAGGCUUAUAUCGUCUCACGGGAAUACCUAUCACUACGCGGACAGUGUAGACGCGGGGCAGUUUGCAUUCACAACAGGGGACAAAGGGGAGCAUAGUGCUUGCUUUUGGGGUCAUCAACACGAUCCCCCGGUGACAAUGACCAUUGAGAUUGAUUGGAAGACUGGCGUCACCACAAAGGAGUGGCCCAGUGUGGCCAAGAAGGGACAAGUUGAUGUUAUGGAGCUCGAGCUGAAGAAGUUGCAGGAGACUAUAUCUGCCAUCCACUAUGAGAUGUUCUAUCUUCGUGACAGGGAAGAGGAGAUGCAGGAACUAAACAGAUCGACCAACUCGAAGAUGGCAUGGAUGAGUUUCCUCUCGCUCGCUGUUUGCUUAUCAGUGGCUGGGUUGCAGUUAUGGCACUUGAAGACCUUCUUCGAAAAAAAGAAGAUCAUCUAAGGCCGCAUAUAAUAUGAAAAACAAUUUUACAAUCUCAUCCUAGUGCUUUGUUCGACCCUCGGGCUGAGGCUGUACAUUGGAUAGACUUUUAAUAAUCACCAUCAUUGAUAAAAUUAUAAUCUUUGGUUGAA